Messenger RNA from Vombatus ursinus (common wombat), 3881 nucleotides. RefSeq names its product nuclear receptor ROR-gamma-like. Gene Ontology annotation, cellular component: nucleus. Bases 393 to 1865 code for a protein of 490 amino acids. NCBI's taxonomy places the organism in Eukaryota, Metazoa, Chordata, Mammalia, Diprotodontia, Vombatidae. The transcript has 14 exons. Gene Ontology annotation, biological process: regulation of transcription by RNA polymerase II. Gene Ontology annotation, molecular function: zinc ion binding; nuclear receptor activity; RNA polymerase II cis-regulatory region sequence-specific DNA binding. The record is from RefSeq and is a predicted model, not a curated record.
GUGAGCUGCCCCAUGGACAGGGCCCCACCGAGUCACCACAAAGCCACAAGGGGGCCUGAAACUGCCAAGAAGACCCAUACCUGCACUGCCCUGCCUCUAUCCCAACCCCAAGAGACAGUGGAUCAGAACCAGGAUGCUGGUUCCCACCAAAAGUCUUUCAGUUUCACCUCCACCCCUGGGUAUCCUCCCCGAAAAGCUCCAAGGAGUAUCUGAGCUCGUAUCUGGAUAAGAAUCGAAUAAUCCUGGGAUAGCCACAAGGCCUCACGGAAAUGCUGAGCACGACCCACCCGCACAGGAGGAAAACGGGUCAGGGAGUGACCACUACCAGUGUCAAGGUGCCCUUCAGCCUCCCCCAAGACCCACAGGUGACCUGACAACCAGGUGGCUCAGCCAUGAGAACUCAAAUUGAAGUGAUACCUUGUAAGAUCUGUGGGGACAAAUCUUCUGGGAUCCACUACGGGGUUAUCACCUGUGAAGGUUGCAAGGGUUUCUUUCGCCGGAGCCAGCAAUGUAAUGUAGCAUACUCCUGUACCCGACAGCAAAGCUGCCCUAUAGACCGUACCAGUCGGAACCGCUGUCAACACUGUCGCCUGCAGAAAUGCCUGGCGUUGGGCAUGUCCCGGGAUGCUGUCAAGUUCGGCCGAAUGUCCAAGAAGCAGAGGGACAGUUUGCAUGCCGAGGUGCAGAAGCAACUGCAGCAGCAGCGACAAGUGACCACUCCCCCUCCUGCAGGGACCAGAGGGGCAGACACCCCCGCCUAUACCCUUCCCCUCCCCAAUGGACAGCUACCCCUGGGCUCCUCACCUGACCUGCCUGAGGCCUCUGCCUGCCCACCUGCCCUCCUUAGCACCCCAGGCCCUGGACCGUCCUACCCUAAUAGUCUGGCCAAAAUGGGGCUGGCUGGGGCUGUGUACUGCCGGGGGUACAGCCCCGAUCGGGCAAAGGCUGAGGUCGGCAGAGCUUUCUAUGGCUUGGGUAGCCAGCUGUCCCCUGACAGGUGUGAGCUCCACAUUGGGGAACCCCGACAUCUGGUGCUUGGGGAGCCAAGCCAAGGGAGGGACUCGUACAGCAGCCCCAGCUUCCGCCUCGACCUCCCCAACGCCUCCCUGACUGAGAUUGAGCACUUGAUCCAAAAUGUCUGUAAGUCCUAUCAAGAGACCUGUCAGCUUCGACUGGAGGACCUGCAGAGGCAACGUUCCAACGUCUUCUCCCGGGAGGAGGUGAUCAAUUACCAAAGAAAGUCGAUGUGGGAGAUGUGGGAACGCUGUGCCCAUCGGCUCACCGAGGCCAUCCAGUAUGUGGUGGAAUUCGCCAAAAGGCUAGCAGGCUUCAUGGAGCUGUGUCAGAAUGACCAGAUUGUGCUGCUCAAAGCAGGGGCCAUGGAGGUGGUACUGGUGAGGAUGUGCCGGGCCUACAACGCUGACAAUCGCACAGUCUUCUUUGAGGGCAAAUACGGAGGCGUGGACGUGUUCAGAGCCUUGGGCUGCAGUGAACUCAUUGGCUCCAUCUUUGACUUCUCCCACUCUCUGUGUGCUCUGCAUUUCUCCGAGGAUGAGAUUGCUCUCUACACUGCCCUUGUUCUCAUCAAUGCCAACAGGCCAUGGUUACAAGAGAAAAGGAAGGUGGAGCAGUUGCAGCACAGUUUGGAGCUGGCAUUUCACCAUCUUCUGUGCAAGACUCAUCGCCAAGGCAUCCUGGCUAAGCUGCCACCCAAAGGGAAGCUUCGGAGCUUAUGUAGCCAGCACAUGGAGAAGUUGCAAUCUUUCCAGCACCUCCAUCCUGUUGUUGUCCAAGCUGCCUUCCCUCCGCUCUACAAGGAACUCUUCAGUACAGAAACUGAGCCCCCUGGAGUGCUAUCUGACUGAGCUGAAUGGCCAGUUCCCCUCCCCACCACAGUCUCCUGUCCUAACCUCAAGCCCUCCAUAGUUGUCUCCCUGCUGCCCAACCAUCAUCUGCUUUCUCCGAGUCCUCCCACCCCUACCCCUUCCUAUGGCCUCCAGAAGUGGCCUGGGGUAAGUUACCAUUCAGGCCAAGUGAUUGAAUUCAUUCCCUGAAGCAGUCUCAUCCUUACUGACCAGUUUGGCAGUAAUAUAGAUGGCUAGAGGGAAGAGAUGCUGGGAUCUCACCAGCUACAACUUUAUGAUGCUUCAUUUUCCCCAUCCCACUAAGCUUCUGUGAGGCCUAAGGAGCAGACAGUGGAUAUGGGUGAGAGACGAAUCAAGGCAGCAGAGAAACUCGGUGGCCACACUGGACAAAUUCCAAUUCUAAGCUCUGAACCCAAGAGGGGAUUUUUGAAAUACCUCAUUUCAUUUCCCAGAGGGCUGUGGCCAGGGAAGCCAGAUCAAGUUCAAAGACAGUUCAAAUCCAAAAGGAACUGUUCAUUUUAUACAUCACCCAGAAGUUCAUCUUUCCAUCCUUUUCUUCCAGGUUUUGAUAGAAAAUGAGCAGCCACAUUUCUUCACUGCCUUUUCAGGGGGCUUAGGAGAAACUAAAUGUGUUAAUGGUGUGGGCAGGGAUGGAGCAGGGGGGAGCAGAGAUAAUAACUGCAAGAGUUCAGUGUAUAGGGGUGAUGGAGAACAACACCAGGUUGACAAAUAUGAAGGGAAGAUGAGAACAAAAGUCACACGCACUUUAUACAUGGGAUACAGGAAUUGGUACAAACAUAAUCACAAACCAUACGAGUGUUCAUACAAAGGAGAAACACUUAAAGAUGCAUAAACAAGGUCCUAUCCAAAUCCACAAUCGAACCCAUAUGGGGCUUCAGGAAGAAGUGCCUAGUACUCAGAGAUCCCGGAGAAUGAUGAUGCGGGUCUUCUGAAUUCCACUGUCCUUGAGAAUUCCUGCUUUAGGUCUGGGAUGCUGCCACCUCUCAGCACAGUGUCAGCAGCACUUGGCCGCUGUACCUCAUGGCAUCAACAUGAGUAAGAACAGCCAGGCACAGACCAAGGAGAUGUCUGAAGUAGAUGACGCCAUCUCCAUGUCCUCAAAGGAUCCCCUCAGUCCCACCCACCAGACUUGCUCCUUGUUCUGGGGAGAUGAUGACACAAUAUCGUACAUUCUGUGAAAUGUCAGUUCCAGGCCACAGACUCUGGGUGGAGAGGGGAGAAGGGCUGAAGGUAGCCUUCAAAUACCCCCCCAAGAACUCUAUCCUGCCCCUAGACUUUUUACACCCUUACAAAUGGUUACUGUCCUACCCUUUGGAGGUGUAGGGCUCUUGAAGGGAGUGAUGAAAGCUGAAAGUCUCAUUACUUUUACUUUCUGGGGAAGGGUAACAAGGGAAAACUCAAUUCUAGAUUUGUGUCCUUCUUUAUAAGGUAAUUUUUAAAGGUGAUGGGGAGGGAGGACAGAGAUCAGGAAACGCAACAGUUUGGGUGAGAAAAUCAAAAAUGUUUGAGCUACCAUUGGCCAGAGUUAAACAAGGUUACCCAGAUGACCUGACUGAUUUCAUUCCUGUGCCAGAGAAAACCAUCAGCACCAUAAUCGACACUCACCAUGGUAUGGUGUGGUGAUUUGGGCUCUGGUCUGAGAGUGAGGAAGACAGUUCAAAUCCUGCCUCAGGCACUUACUAUGCGAAAUUACUGGAAGUCUGGCCCUCGGCUUCCAUGUCUUUAAAACGAAGGGGUUGUACUUGCCCUUUUAAAAAUAACUUCCUGCUCUAAAUCAAUGGUCUUAUGGUCCAAUCUCCCCCUAGCUGUUGGGAUUGAAACAUUUCACAGAGGGACCCAAAAUGAAAGGGUUUCAGUUUCUUCGUUUGUAAAAUUCGGGGGUUGGACUAGAUGAUUUCUGACAAGUCAGCUCUAACAUUCAAUGUCUAUAACCUCAUAAGAGGAUCGUGUUUCCUCAUCCAUAAAAUAAGAUUAGACUACAUGAGCUUUAAAGUC